CUGGCCUAAUUAAUUACUACGGAGUAUUAAUUAUCAUUGAUUUUUAUUCUUGUUCUUCUUGAUUUAUUUAGUCAUUCAUUUUCACAAUUCCUAAUUAAUUAUUGAGAAUAUUCAACGUACCCCAUGCAUGCAGGUAGAAGAAGCAGAGUAUACAAGGCUUUGCAGCAGCAAGAAAAUCUUGACGGUGAACGGAAGCUUCCCAGGCCCAACUCUAUAUGCCCACAGAGGGGACACCAUUAUUGUCCGAGUCUUCAACAAUGGAAACCAAAACAUAACCCUUCACUGGCACGGGGUGAAACAGCCUAGGAAUCCAUGGUCAGAUGGCCCAGAAUUUAUCACCCAGUGUCCAAUCCAGCCGGGCAGGAAUUUCACCCAGACACUUUUACUGUCCGACGAAGAGGGAACGAUAUGGUGGCACGCUCAUAGCGACUGGUCACGCGCCACCGUUCACGGCGCCAUUAUCGUCUAUCCCGCCAACGGAACUGAUCACUAUCCCUAUGCAAAACCGGAUGUGGAAGUUCCCAUCAUUUUAGACACAUUUAGGUUGACAGUGGAGAGGGGAAAAACAUAUCUGCUCCGAAUGGUGAACGCCGUAAUGAACAACAUCAUGUUCUUCUCCAUCGCCAACCACCAGCUCACGGUGGUCGGAACUGACGGCAGCUACACCAAGCCAUUCAAAGCUGACUACGCCGUCAUAUCCCCCGGCCAGACCCUCGACCUCCUCCUCCAACCAAACCAAACCUCCGAUCAUUAUUACAUGGCCGCCCGCGCCCUGAACACGGCCACCAGGGUCAAGUAUGACAGCACCGUAGCCACCGGCAUCCUCCAGUACUCCGGAAACUACACCCCGUCCUCGGCCCCGUUUUUCCCAGUUCUCCCAGACCACACCAACGAUGCAAGCUCAAUCAACUUCACCCGGAGGCUCCGAAGCUUAGACGACAGUGACCACCCCAUCGACGUGCCGCUGAACGUGACGACCCAUCUCUACUUCACCGUCUCCAUCAACACCCGCCCGUGCAACACGUCAUCGCCCUGCGCGGGGCCCAACGGGACGAUGUUCGCGGCCAGCGUGAACAACAACAGCUUCAUCCUCCCGGGAGUCGACAUCCUCGAGGCCUACUCCGGCCGUUACAGCGCGGCCGGAGUGUACUCGGAUGACUUCCCGCGGGUCCCGCCGCUGGCAUUCAAUUUCACCGGAGACAACCUGCCGCUCAAUCUGCAGGUUCCGGAGAGGAACACGACGGCGAAGGUGGUGGUGCUGGAGUACGGGUCGACGGUGGAGCUUGUGUUCCAGGGGACGAAUUUGGUGGCGGGAAUCGACCAUCCCAUGCACCUGCAUGGGUUUAGCUUUUACGUGGUGGGGUCGGAUAUGGGGAAUUUCGACAAAGAUAAAGAUCCGUUGACCAAGUACAACCUGGUGGAUCCUCCCUUGAUGAACACCAUCGCCGUCCCAAGAAACGCUUGGACCGCCAUUAGGUUCAAAGCCGACAAUCCAGGGGUGUGGUUUAUGCAUUGUCAUUUGGAGAGGCACACGAGUUGGGGGAUGGAGAUGAGUUUCAUUGUCAAAGAUGGGAAGAGACCUGACCAGAAAAUGCUGCCUCCUCCUCCAGAUAUGCCCUUGUGCUAAUAAUAAUAAAUAAUUAUAAUAAUAAUUCUACUCAUAGCAUAAAUUAUGGAAUAUUGU
Messenger RNA from Cuscuta campestris, 1684 nucleotides. NCBI's taxonomy places the organism in Eukaryota, Viridiplantae, Streptophyta, Magnoliopsida, Solanales, Convolvulaceae. The record is from the annotation of a GenBank genome assembly.